Messenger RNA from Acomys russatus (golden spiny mouse), 1297 nucleotides. RefSeq lists its product as uncharacterized. The record is from RefSeq and is a predicted model, not a curated record. The coding region runs from base 416 to 1297 and encodes 293 amino acids. NCBI's taxonomy places the organism in Eukaryota, Metazoa, Chordata, Mammalia, Rodentia, Muridae. The transcript has a single exon.
GUCAGGUAAGCAUCCUCCAGGAACACUGGGUCCCCAGGCUCAGUCCAGAGAGCUGGGAACAAAGGGAGGGUCAUGUCCUCUCCUCCACUUCUUGGAUAUCAGGCCUGACUCUUUCCUCCUCUAUGCCCUGGUCUGAGCCUUCUCAGUGUCUUGUGCCUUAGAAACCUAUGCUAUUGCUGUGGCCAGAAGACCAAACCCCUCUCCUGGCUCUUGGGACCCAUUCUUUGAAGCACCUUUGGAGGUGCCAGCCCCUGCCGGGUGCCCCACCCCCACCCCUGUGAUUACCUAACAAUUACCCCCUGGCGUUGCUAUAGGUCUUGAGAACUGAGGGUGGGUUUUGUGACGAGCUGGGAAUGGGCCCUUGGGGAAACUUUCUUCAGAGACCCCGGGUGGACAUAAGCCUCCCCUAACACCAAUGAGCUCCCCCUCCCACACCCCUAAUCCAUCCCCAACCCAGUCCCCAUCCCAGUCCCGGUCUAACCACGCUGAGAAUCCAACCAACCAGCAGCAGCCCCUCCCGAGCUCUGGAGGCUCCGCCCCUUCCCCUUCCCCCACCCGGGGGUCUUCCUCCCGCCCCACCUCUCACAACCCUACCCCGGCUCCCUCUCAGCCUUCCUCCCGGGCUUCCUCCCAGUCUCCUAGUCCUCAUGUCCAACAUGUGUCCCGAGGGUCCACUCAAGCCCCUACUCCACCAGCCUCCAAAUCUCCCUCCCAGACGGGAUUAAAAGCCCUCUCUCGAAACCCUUCGCUGACACCCUCGGCGCUCGUGACCAGGUCCCCUUCCCACAGCCCUGCCAACUCGGCCUCCUACAUCGGGCCCAUCCGGAACAUCCCUUCCUGUAUCGCCCCCUAUGUGCCUCGCUUCAUGAAAGAGCCUCCCUUUUUCCAACCCCCUACAGCACUUCUUCCGCAAAAUCCGUGCUUUAACUGUGCCAUUCUAUGCCAGGGCCAGGAAUCCAGGAGGGCAGCACCACCCCCUCCUGCCUCUCUCUACUUCCCCCUCCUGCCACCACCCCCUCACAUCCCCCAGAUGAACUGCUCCUACCCCACACCUCCGGCCCUGUUCACACCCCCAUCCUCUCUCUCCUACACUCCGCCAACUGAGGUCCUGCUGAAGGGGAAGCCCCACGUGGUACCCACGGCGCUCCCAGCCACCUUCUAUACUCCGUUCUCGCGCUUCUACUCCCAGCCCCGACCCAUCCGGCCCUACCGCUACCAGAAGCGCUUAACGCUCCCUUCGCUCUCCCUUCAAUACGAUGGUUCUGGGCGCUCUGUCCACUUCUAUCGUGGGGCCUAG